This is a messenger RNA of Indicator indicator, 4951 nucleotides long. RefSeq names its product zinc finger protein 518A (gene ZNF518A). NCBI's taxonomy places the organism in Eukaryota, Metazoa, Chordata, Aves, Piciformes, Indicatoridae. The record is from RefSeq and is a predicted model, not a curated record. Gene Ontology annotation, cellular component: nucleus. The transcript has a single exon. Gene Ontology annotation, biological process: regulation of transcription by RNA polymerase II. The coding region runs from base 78 to 4721 and encodes 1547 amino acids. Gene Ontology annotation, molecular function: DNA-binding transcription factor activity, RNA polymerase II-specific; RNA polymerase II transcription regulatory region sequence-specific DNA binding.
AGAACCUUGAGAACAGCUGGACUCAGUACUCUUGCCCCAGGAACGAAGACUAAUCUGAAGAGUUCACACCUAAAAUCAUGCCAUCUGAAAAUGAACAUUUGUUUUAUGAUAAAAGGCAAAUGAAUUUGUUAAAGCACAAUGCUACAAAGAAUUUUUCUACAGAUACUACUUUGGAGAAAGCAUUGGUGAAUAAUUCUUUAAGUAUGGUGACUCAAGAAGCAAUUGCAGAUGUCAGUCUCUCCUAUGAACUAAAAAAUGUGAAAAUUGAUCUACCCAAGGUGAACAUUCCAAAUGAAGUAUUAAUGAAACACGAAGUUGAUAGAUUUCGAAAACUCUUUCAGUGUAAAGAGCAAACUGCAAGGAAGUCCUUAAGUUUAGAGAAAAUAAACGGAAGCAAUCCCAAUUGUUCAGAGGAAACUCACUUGCAAAAUAAACCAGAAGUGCAAUUUGAAGAAGGGUUGAAAACUGCAGCAAAGAUACUGAAUUUCACCUGUAUGAAGUGCAAGAAUAAUGUUAGAUACAGCCCAAAUGACCUGCAGAAACAUUUUCAGCUGUUACACUAUGGCGAGUUGCCUUCCUAUCCUUGUGAGAUGUGUAAUUUCUCGGCUAAUGACUUUCAGUCUUUUAAGCAACAUAGACGCACCCAUCGUAGCACUUUAGUAAAAUGUGAGCUCUGUAAUGAUGAGCAUACGUACACUUUGUUGGAUUUGACAAAACACUUCACGUCAGAGCAUUGUGUAAAUGGUCACUUUAAAUGUGAAAAAUGCGGGUUUUCUACCCAGGACGUGGGUACAUUUGUUCAGCACAUUCAUAAACAUAACGAGUUUCCAUAUAAAUGUGGAAAAUGCCAUCACAUAAGCUUUACAAAAGAGGAGUUCCAGGAACAUCAUCUUGUUCAUACCAGUACGUUUCCUUUUGUUUGUCAAUACUGCAAUUACAGAGCACCACAGAAGGAUUGUCUUUUAAAACACAUCAUAGCUUUGCAUAGAGACCACUUAUAUGCAAAAGAAAAACUGGAAAGGCAGAAAUGUGAAAAUGGAGUAGUGAAGACUCCAGCAGGACUGAAACUUGUGUUAAGAAGGUAUAAAACAGGAGCAUCUAAAAAGGCAUUCUGGAGGCGGGAAAAUAUAAGCGAUAGUAGUGACAAAACUGGAGAAAACCUGCAAGUACUAAGAAGUGUGAAUGAAAAUCAAACAAAAGCUGAGGAGCGGAACCAGCGUACGAGUGAUAUGGAAACAAACGAAGAAAAAGAUCAAACUAUGUAUAUGGAAAAGCGGAAUUUUGUGAGUGGAGUGCUCUCUGCUACUGCUGCACAAUACAACAAAGCGGAUGAUGGAACAAGUUACAGUUUGGGAUUACUGAGAAAUGGGGUUCAUGGGCCAACAGUAUUGAUGGUCAGAAACAAUAAAAUAUCUGUUCCAGCUAAUUACAGUGCUAAAUUUAUGGGAUUUAAAAUCGUUGAUGGGAAACAACAUAUUGUUAUAAAAUUAUUACCUACAAGUAAGCAAAACAUACAUUUGAUGAGUCAGAAAGCUGAUCCUGUUAAAGAUGGUUCUACAACUCCUUUGCUACAGACUGCUGAUCCCUGUGGCUUGUCUUCAGGUGCUAUACCACAUGUAACUGAUCAGCCAACCUUAAAGAACAAUUCUGUUCACCCAUUAGUCUCUCCUCCAUUUUCUUGUUCUGCUCCUCAUUCAGCAAAAGUGGAAAAACAAAAUAGUUCCUUAUUGUGUAGUAGGAGUGUUUCUCAAACUGUAGCACCUUCUGAUGUAGCUGUAGGGAAAAGUUUGAAUUAUUUGCCAAUGAAGUUGAACUCAACUAUACCUCCAUGUGAUGAGGUGACAAAAGUUGAAACUCGAAGUAAUAUCUUGUGGGGAAGCUAUAAUCCUUCACGUCAUCCUCAGGUAUUACCACCUACUAUUACAAAUACACUUCACUAUGAUUCUAUGAAAAUGCCCUUCUUUCCUGAGCAGAAAAUACAAAAUGGUGGCCUGAAUAAUAGUAAUGGAACUGAUAAUCUCUGUUACUCAACUUCAGUGGACUCUUCAAAUGAGGGGUUGUUGUCUUUUCACAACUAUUCCAAAAUGGACGCUUCGGAUAAUCCAUGUAGCAUUUGGAUGUCAACUGAUGACAGACACAAAGAAUUUUUGUCUAGCAAAACAGUUUCUUUGCAAAACAGUAGGACAGAUGAGUCUGCAUCUUCAUAUUCAGAGUUGGUGAAGGGCUUAAAACCAGAGAAAAUUGUAUCAGCCCAGUCAAAUAUUUAUAAAACUUAUGGACACACAGAAACUAAGAGUAACUCUUUGUCUUCUAAAAGCCAAUCUAAAUAUGUUGUUGAUGGCAAGUGUUUUAUGGAGGAUCAGUAUAAUGGCCAGCAGUAUUUGGAUGGUAGCAUACACCAAGGCUUUGAGAACAUAGCUGAAAAAUUCCAAGAAAAUGCUUCUGAUUGUGUUAACUCGGCCUUAAUGCCUAAAAUCACAUCUGUUUUCUCAUUGCAGAGUGAACAGGCAGCUAAUUAUUUAACACCCGAAAUAAACCAGUUGCUGCAAGAUGUGUUACAAGUGAAAGCCACUAAGCAAGAAUCCCUCAGCAAGUCAAGUAACAGUGUAAAACGUCAUUGUGACAAUUUGUGCUCUUGUCACAAGGCAGGGAAUAGAGCCUUUACCCAUUUAAAGACCUCGGCAACUGCCUGUGGUUUUCAGAGGCCUCCUUCUAAUGUAGGCUUUAGUUUAUGUAAGAGAGAAUUGAACACAAGGUGUAGCACAAAUGAAGGUACACAUUGUGGGAGAGAAAGACAGACACCCAGAACAUCAUUUGAUUCACAGGGAAUGGAUAAAUUGUCCAGAUGUCUGGGUGUUGGUACGUUGUUAAAACCUCAUACAGAUGCAAUCAUAGCACAGCAGUUAGUAAAAGAUAAAAUGCUGUCUACAACCCAGAAUACUAAGGGCUUCUCACCAGUUCUUCAGGAACAGAAGAAAACUCUUUUAGUUCACUCACCUCCAGCAGGAGUUUUUGUUCCUUUGCACCUUGCUAGCCGACCUGGACUACAGGUGGUUUCAGGAAGAUCUCUUCCAUCAACCAGUUCUUCAGAAGGGCGUGUGACUAAACGUCUGCCUGCAUCUUUUGUUUUAAAUAAAGGACCUGGAAUGAUUUUGACUUUUGGUGGGGCAAUUGGAACAGUUGCAGAUGUCCCUAGUGAUAGUUCUCAGGUUUUAGGGAGAGUUGGAUCUAGAGAAUAUGGUAAAAUAACCAUACCAGCUUCAAAAGUGGAAGGGACAAAUGACAGUUCUGAAAGCAUAAGAAGUUCCUGUAAUAGGAGACCAUGUAGUACAGCAAAUGUCUCAUUGAAUAGCAUGCCAUUCAGAGGACCUCUUGUAUUCACAAACUCAUCAGAGUCAUCUGUGAAAGGAAUUUCUUCUGUGAAGGUGUUACCAGAGCAUCAGGAUACUGUCUUUGGUUCCUUGGAGUCAGUAAAGCAACAGGAAACGAAACGGAAACAACGUGUUUAUGCACUUUUGCCCAAUGGACAGCAAGCAGUUUUUCUGAAAUGUUUGACACCAAACAAACCUGUUGUUUGUAAACAUAGUGUUUUUCAGGAUAGUGCUCAUUAUCAAAGUUGUCAACCAAAGAAAACUGGAGCCAUGCAACAAAAGCUUUUGCUGAAAAUUAAGACUUCUAUGUCAGAUACCCUGGCUGAUAACACUCAGUCAGUAAGCAACUCAGUGCCCUCACUGCAGUUGGAUAACUUGCAGUCCCUUACUUCUGCACUAGCACAGAAACAAACUGAUCUUACUUCUAAUGAUGCCUUAAUCUUACCAGGUAGAUUAAUGCCAGCAAAUGCCUCUUUGGCGAGCUCCAAUCCAGCGUGUUUUGUUCCUCCUGUAGAACCUGUUUAUCCUACAAAAUCUGCAGGGACGUGGUUGCAGCAGGGGUCUAUGGAGAGUACACAAGUAGUAACUGAUAACAACAGGAGUAACUUUGGCAGUCAGAAGUCCACAUGGAGCAUGCGAAACAGAACUGCAAAAGUAAAACCUCAUUUAAAACAAACUGGGUCUAAAAGUUCAGAAACUGUGGAUGUACAAAGAAACAAGAAUUACAAACGGAAAAGUAAGGAUAACCACCCAGCACCUCCAAGAAAGAAAGUAAUGUUGCACAGAAAGCGUAAGGAAAAGAAUCAACCUGAAGUUUUUAGUGAAUCGGCUGUCCUUUACAAACCAAGGGCAUCGAAAGAAACUGUGAGGACUUUGAAAUUACUUCCUUUUAAUUCUAAACAGCUUGUAAAGUGCCCUCGGAGAAAUCAACCAGUGGUUGUGCUCAACCAUCCUGAUGCAGAUGUUCCAGAAGUUGUAAAUGUGAUGAAAACCAUUGCUAAAUUUAAGGGACAUGUUCUUAAGGUUUCAUUGUCAAAAAGAACUAUCAAAGCACUUCUUCAGCCAGCCGUCUGCAAUCCUUUGAGCAUAACUACUAAUGGUCUUUCUCAAAAGAGGCGCAGGACAAUAAAACCUAUUAGCCCUGUAAAAGAAAGAUUUGUCUUAAAAUUGACACUGAAAAAGACUAGCAAAAACAAUUACCAGAUUGUGAAAACUACCUCUGAUAAUACCUUGAAAGCUAAGUUUAGCUGCUGGUUUUGUGGUAGAAUAUUUGACAAUCAGGAUACUUGGGUAGGACAUGGACAGAGGCAUCUGAUGGAGGCUACUCGAGACUGGGAUUCAUUAACAUAGUGAUGACUAGUGAAGAAAGUAUCAUACCUGACAGAUUUUUAAAAGAGAAUCAAUUGAAUUGGGAUACACAAAUAAUUUGGGUCUGAAUUUCAGUGUUGUAACUGAAGUUUAGAAAUGAUGCAAAGUGCUUGGGUUUUAAAAGGAAGAGCGGAUUCUUUAUUGCCACCAGGCUUUGAAAUAGAUCAAGGAACUUUGUGGUUUAGCUAACUUGUAACAAACUGCAAAUACAA